AUGGAAAGGUUCAGGCCACUUCCCCAGCUUACAGGUGACAACUACGCAUACUGGAAGGCUCGAACAAGAACUCAUCUUAAAGCUCAAGGAGAUCAGAUUUGGCGGGCAAUACUGACUGGUUGGACACCACCUACAAAACCUGGAGAAAAAGACGGUGAUCCACCAGUGAUAAAACCUGAAACCGAGAGAACUCAAGCUGAAAUUAUCACUGCUGGAUAUAACGAUAAGGCUCUUGACACAAUCUAUUCCUUAAUGCAUGAAAAUCAAUUUUCGUUGGUUACAGGUAUUGAUUGUGCAAAAACUGCGUGGGAAAUACUCGAAACCACCUAUGAAGGUACGAGUUCAGUCAAACAAUCAAAGCUUCAGCUGGUAAAGACUGAAUUUGAAGAACUACGUAUGAACGAUGACGAAGAUAUUGCGAGUUUUCACGAACGCAUACAAGAGUUAGCUAAUCGAGCAACAAUUCUUGGAAAACCUUUCUCCCAACAAAAACUUGUCAAAAAAAUCCUAAGAUCUUUACCUCCGAGAUUCAGGAUGAAGGUAACCGCUAUUCAAGAACAUGAUGGCUGGGAGAACAAAUCAGUGGCUCAACUAAUGGGCAAUCUUCGAACCUACGAAAUGGAAAUUCUUACUGAUCACACCAAAAAACAAAAGACAGUUGCAUUUGUCGUUGAAGAACAUGAUGAUACCCCUAACCCAGACGAAUCAGGUGAUGAUCCAGUUACAUUUUUAACUAAACAAUUUUCUAAUUUUUUGAAACAGAUAUCUCAGAAGAAUUCACAAAACAAAAAAUUUCAAAAAGGAGCAAGCUCAAACAUGUCGAAAACUGAUACAAAAACUAGCAUGUCAAAGUCAAAACCUACUGCCUCACGUCCAGCCCGCUCCAGGGAAAAAUCAAACAACAAAGGAAUAAAAUGUUACGAGUGUGAGGGCUUUGGUCAUGUUCAAGCUGAAUGUCCAACUUAUCUUAGGCGAAAGAAGUCCAUGACAGCCACAACUUGGAGUGAUGAUGAACCUGAAUCAGAAAAUGCUGAAUCUGACGCAGAAGAAAUGUUUGGCAAUCUUGUAGCCUUUGCAGCCAAGAGUACGAUAUGCUCUGAACCUGUAGAUGCAUCUGAUACAGAAGGUGGUGAUUACAACUCGGCAGAAGAUCUUGACAUACCAGAUAUAUCUUAUGAAGUAGAGUUUAAUAAACUGUAUCCAAAAUGGGAAGCAUUACUUAAAACAUAUCGUGUAGUGUCUAGUGAAGUUAGAGUUUUGAAAAAUGCUGUAAAUGUGUUCAAAGGUCAAGUUGCAGACAGGGAUGCCUUAAUUAAAGACUACACUGACCGAGAAGAAAAACUGCAACAGGAAAUCAAGAGACUGACGCUGGAACUAAACACAUAUAUAAAGAGAAUCCAAAUGAUGGAUACCACAUCAACUCUUGAAGAAAUCCUUGAUUCAGGGCGGCAAUCCUCUGCAAGAUUUGGUAUUGGAUUCACUGGAGAAACCAGCAAAGACAAAACUACAUUUGUCAAGGCAUCACAUUCAGAAAUUGCUCCUGAGUCAAGCAAAGCUAAAGACUAUCGUGAAUCAGUUCCUAUUUCAGGCUCAGCAAAACAACCACGAGGUUACGUGGACACAUCAGACCUGAGUGUUAUUACUUCUACAAAGAACAAAGGGCCGAAAAACAUAGCCAUAAGUAGGGAUGAAAAAUGGUACUUCGACAGCGGUUGCUCACGUCACAUGACUGGAAACGCAAAAUCUCUAAGUGACAUAAACACAAGCAACGGUGAAGUAACUUUUGGUGAUGGAGUCAAAGGACAAGUAACCGGAGUAGGUACUCUAAAUGUUGCAGGUCUACCGAAGUUGAAAAAGGUGCUACUGGUAAACGGACUCCAUGCCAACCUCAUAAGCAUUAGCCAACUUUGCGACCAAAACUGGAAUGUUAGCUUCACCAAAGACAACUGCAGUGUUAUGGAUAAUGAAAAACAAUGUGUUAUGGAAGGUUCAUGUGGUAAAAGAUUUCGUAAAAAGCAAAAAGGAACUAUUAUGGAGCUGUUCUCUCUCUUUUCAUCGUCAAGCAAAAGUUAUAUGGUAUUAGUUAUUGGAUUCUCUUUAUAUGGUUUCUCUUAUUGGCUUUAA
Messenger RNA from Ipomoea nil (Japanese morning glory), 2124 nucleotides. RefSeq lists its product as uncharacterized. The coding region runs from base 1 to 2124 and encodes 707 amino acids. Gene Ontology annotation, molecular function: zinc ion binding; nucleic acid binding. The transcript is spliced from 4 exons. The record is from RefSeq and is a predicted model, not a curated record. Lineage: Eukaryota; Viridiplantae; Streptophyta; Magnoliopsida; Solanales; Convolvulaceae.